This is a messenger RNA of Microthlaspi erraticum, 459 nucleotides long. The record is from the annotation of a GenBank genome assembly. NCBI's taxonomy places the organism in Eukaryota, Viridiplantae, Streptophyta, Magnoliopsida, Brassicales, Brassicaceae.
AUGGAAGCCAUUGUUGAGUUUGAAGGAGGAAGUAAAGCUCUCGUAACCCUUGAAUAUCACAAACUAGACAAACUCUGCCUGUACUGUCAAAAACUCACCCAUGAAGAGGAAGACUGCCUUACAAAUCCAAGAGCUAAACGUGUAUCUAAACCAACAAGAUCCACAACUCCCGACAGACCAAACUACCUAAAACCCCCUUUCUUCAUCAACCACGCUGAAAGACAACCCUCCCACCCGAGAACAUUCCACCGGGACCUGCACACCCUAAUGAACCUCCGACCACAUCUCGAGCAUCACUACCACCUAGACCUCCAAGAGCAACAGAAGCAAUCCCCAUCACCAACUCUGUGGAAGAAUGAUGCGGAGUCAGGUUUUACCAAACUCCUAGACCUCUGCAAGUGCACAGAUCGCGGAAGUAUGGGUAUCGAACACAAGGACUGGCUAUUGAGUACACUUUGA